Ictidomys tridecemlineatus (thirteen-lined ground squirrel) is the source of this 3916-nucleotide messenger RNA. RefSeq names its product zinc finger protein 775 (gene Znf775). Gene Ontology annotation, biological process: regulation of transcription by RNA polymerase II. The record is from RefSeq and is a predicted model, not a curated record. Gene Ontology annotation, cellular component: nucleus. Gene Ontology annotation, molecular function: DNA-binding transcription factor activity, RNA polymerase II-specific; RNA polymerase II transcription regulatory region sequence-specific DNA binding. NCBI's taxonomy places the organism in Eukaryota, Metazoa, Chordata, Mammalia, Rodentia, Sciuridae.
GUUGUAGUGUUUGUUGUAAUUUCUAGUACACAUCUUUUGUCAGGUUAAGAAAUUUUCUUAUGCUCUUAGUUCGUUCUUUCAUUCAUUCAUUCAUUUAUUCAUUCAUUCCCUCCUCCCUUUCCUUCUUUCUUCCCUUCUUUACUAUUUCCCUCCCUCUUUUCCUUCAGAAAUGAUGCUAAAUUUUAGAAGAUGACUUUUUCCACACCUAUUGAUAUGGUAUGAGGUUUUUUACUUUUAAUACAGUCAUGUCAUGAUUCUGUCAAGCCAUCUUUUCUUUCCUGGGGAACAUCCCAGCAGGGUUAUAAUAUGUCAUUCUUUUUAAUGCCACUGAACUUGCUUUGCUAAUGUUUGCAUUUGUCCAAAGAACAGUAAACCUAUAAUUUCCUGCCUACCCCCACUUUUGUCUUGUUUUGAUGCUAGAGUUAUGCCCGACUUAAUAGACUUUUCCCUCCCUGCUACUCCCCGUAAUAGUUUAAAUAGCAGAGACUAAUCCUUCCCUUGAAGUUUUAGUGGAGCCUGUUUUUGCAGUCUUGUGGCCUAUUCCCUGUCGUGGGGUAGAAUCUGACUUUCUCUUCAGUCUCUUCUGAUUAUUUAUAUAAUCAGUUUUUCUAUCUAUCCUUGGGUUAGCUUUAAUUGAUAUUUUCUUGCAAAACCAUCUUUUUACAAAGAUUUUCAAUUUUUUGAAAUAAAGUCAAUAAAUAGUAUUUUAGGAUCUUCAGAAUCCUUUUGGUACUUUUACAUUUCCUUCACCUAAAAUCUCUGUUUUUACCUUUGUCAAUACUUUUCUUCUACUUCUUUCGUUUUAUUUUGUUGUCUCUAUAAUGCUGAAACCUGUUUGUUUAGACUUUAUUCCUUCUGUGUUCACCACUGUUUGCUUUCAUCUCCCCUUUAUGGAAUGAGAGCGUUCAUGAAGUAUAACAUACAUACUCACAUAGUGAGUACACUCCUGUAAUCAGCACCCACACUGACAGAACGUUGCAGAACCUCAAAACCCACGCCUCCUUCACGCGGCCAUCCCUAGUUUGGCCAGCUUUGGAUCUCCGUGUGGGAUCAUAGGGUCUGUAUUCCUUAGUGUCUAAAGUAGGCAUUUUCAUUUGGAGUUCUGAUGUUUGAGGUAGGCACAGAAAGUACCUCUGGAGACUUGUGCACAGGUGUGAAGUGUGGGCCAGGAGCAGCACGUGGGACUCCAGUGAGUGAAGUGGCCUGGGUGUAGUACAAAGGCAAGGCAACCCUGUUUCUGCAACCCCUGUUUCCAGUGUUGAGGCCUUUUUGGCCUACAUUCACAUCUGACCAUUUUCUCCUUGUUCCCUUGGGCCAGAAGAUUUCAUUGGAUGUUGUUGUUUUUUAGUUGUAGAUGGACACAAUACAUUUUAUUUAUGUGUUUAUUUUUUUAUAUGGUGCUGAGGAUCGAACCUAGUGCCUCACACAUGCUAGGCAAGCGCUCUACCACUGAGCUACAACCCCAGCCCUUGGAGGGUUUCUUUAACCUCCUCUGCAUCUCCUGGGCCUUGGGGUAGAGAAAGCAGGGAGAUGAGCUGGUGAUGAAGAUCAAGCAAGAGAAGCCAGAGUGGCUGCUGCAGACACAGGCCGUGCUUCCCGAGAAGGACAAGGAGAACAUUUUCCAGCAGCAUCGGGGCCUCCUGCCAUGCCAGACCAUGGGGCGACCUCGGGGUCUGGGGACACAGGAAGAGACUGGGGGUCCAAGGUGGGCUCCUCCCACUGAGCAGGAUGGGCUGCUGGCAGGCCGGGCUCCUGGGGCCGCCCCUGGCCCUCUGAACCCCACACUUUCUGCUGGAGAGGGUCACUUUGUGUGCGUGGACUGCGGGAAGAGGUUCAGCUGGUGGUCGUCCCUGAAGAUCCACCAGCGCACCCACACCGGAGAAAAGCCGUAUCUCUGCGGUAAGUGCGGCAAGAGCUUCAGCCAGAAACCCAACCUGGCCCGCCACCAGCGGCACCACACGGGCGAGCGGCCCUUCUGCUGCCCGGAGUGUGCAAGGCGCUUUAGCCAGAAGCAGCACCUACUCAAGCACCAGAAGACCCACUCUCGGCCCGCCACCCAUGCGUGUCCUGAGUGUGAACGUUGCUUCCGCCACCAGGUGGGCCUCCGCAUUCACCAGCGCGCACACGCCCGGGACCGCCAGGGCUCCCGCGCUGGUCUGCAUGAAAUGCUCCGGGAAGCCGCUGUACGACGGGCCUGCCGCCUGCGGCCUGGGACACCACGGGGCCGCCCAGAGUGGGCCUGGCUGGGGCUCUGCCAGGGCUGGUGGGGCCAGCCUGGGGCCCGGACCUCCGUCCCUGGCCCCUCGGGGCCCGGAGAACAGCGCCAGUUCAUCUGCAAUGAGUGCGGCAAGAGCUUCACCUGGUGGUCCUCGCUGAACAUCCACCAGCGCAUCCACACGGGCGAGCGGCCCUACGCGUGCCCCGAGUGUGGCCGCCGCUUCAGCCAGAAGCCUAACCUGACGCGGCACUUGCGCAACCACACGGGGGAGCGGCCGCACCCCUGCCUGCACUGUGGCCGCAGCUUCCGCCAGAAGCAGCACCUGCUCAAGCACCUGCGCACGCACCUGCCGGGCGCCCAGGCUGCGGCAUGCCCCAGCUGUGGGCAGAGCUGCCCUAGCCGAGCGGCGCUGCGGGCCCACCAGCGUGCGCACGCCGCUGCCGAGCGCCGGAGCCCUGGGCCUGGCGUCCAGGACCCGGAGCCAGGUGCAGAGUCACAAGCUGAGGCCCCUCAGGACUUGGCUGUGCAGCCCUGCAGUCCCCAGACGCCACAGGGGGGUGGGGCCGCACCGUGGGGCCGGGGGCGCGGGGCCCUGGCCGGGCCUGGGGAGCAGCGCCAGUUCAUCUGUAACGAGUGCGGCAAGAGCUUCUCGUGGUGGUCGGCGCUCACCAUCCACCAGCGCAUCCACACCGGCGAGCGGCCCUACGCGUGUCCCGACUGCGGCCGCCGCUUCAGCCAGAAGCCCAACUUGACGCGGCACCAGCGCAACCACACGGGCGAGCGGCCCUACCAGUGCUCCGCCUGCGGCCGGGGCUUCCGUCAGAAGCAGCACUUGCUCAAGCACCAGCGCGUCCACCGCGGAGCCUUGUCGCCGCACCCCGGCCCCCAGGAGGAGGCGCUGUAGUGCACCGGCGCUGCGCACGGCAGAGGAGAUUGUGUGUGGUGUGUGUGGGGACAGGGAUAGCCUGAAAACUGGCUCUUAACAGGUCCCUCCUGAGACCCCAUCAAAAGGCAGUACCUUGAGGCUCCGAGCCCCAAAGAACAGCAUUCCAGAAGUAUCCCAUUCCCAAAGGGUGCCUGAAAAAGUGCCCAGCGUGUGUUGAGGGAGGAAUUAAGAUCAGCACUCCUCACCCAGGAGCCUGGAUGAGUUGAUGAUGGGCUGCUCCCGUCUGUACCCCAGGCCUUAGGAACCGAAUGAAGGGGCUUUUUGGCACCCUCCAGAGGCGAGAAAUGUUCCCAGGAUUGGUCAGCUGUAGCACUGGCCUGUCAACACCUGGGCUGCACCAUGACCAGGGGGCUGUCCCUAUGGUAGAGACAGACUCCAGAAUACCAGGAAAGGAGCAGAGGUGGUGGAUAGGAGGGGACAAGCAUAACCCCAGCACCAAAGCUAGUGCCACAUUUAGUGACAUCCAAUAACUAUUUCUGGAGGGACUGGGGGCCUUGGUCCUUCUCCAACUCUGAGUGAGUGCUGGGUGCGGCUGGCCUGGCCCUUGAACUGGCAUAUGCGUGAUGGUCAGGGACGGGAGUGCAAGUGGAUGAUCUCAGCUGAGAUUUGGCCACUUGGGGAGGUGACUGUGCUGGAGGGAGCCACCAUGUUGCUUCUGCUUCUGUCCCCAAGUGGGUGGGUGGCUGUUACUGACUUGGAUCUUUAUCCCUCCUGGGGUUGCAGAAGAGAAAAAUGAUGAACUGAAUAUUCCA